UCAGUCCCGUGCCUCUCCCUUCCCUCAUACCUUCUGCCCUGCGCCGACUCCCAAUCUCCUCUCUCUAGUCUCUUCUUCUUCUUCUUCCAUUCUUCUUCUUGAAUCUUCACUCUUCAGACUUCGGUUUCUUCCUCACAGUCACUGUCGUGCCUCACUGCCCUGGUGCAUCUCGGUGGGUCUUCCACGCACAGCCCUCGUCGACGCCGUGAACCUCCCCUCACGCAGCCCCUCUCACGGACCCAUGCAGUGUUACAGAGAAGAGAGGAGAAUGGGGAAGACGACAUACAAGAGGCUUAAGGGGAGCCAGAACAUUAGGCAGAGGCUUUUGCUGGCCACGCUCUCAUCCAGUCCCGUUUUGAUUGAGGAUAUCCGUGCCAACGAUACACUGCCUGGCCUCCGUCAACAUGAGGUCUCCCUCCUUCGGUUGUUUGAGAAGGUCUCUGAUGAUUGCAUCGUUGAAAUUAACGAAACCGGGACUAAAUUGAAGUACAAGCCUGGCAUUGUGAUGGGUGGGAGACAUCUUGUCCAUGACUGUGGUGUCAGUCGGUCCAUUGGCUAUUUCUUGGAGCCACUGAUUUUGCUUGGUUUGUUUGCAAAGAAACCCCUCACUAUAAGGCUAAAAGGUAUUACAAAUGAUUCUAAGGAUCCAUCUGUGGAUACUUUCCGGUCUACUACCUUGCCCUUGUUAAAGCGUUUCGGAGUUCCUUCAGAAGGAUUAGAUCUAAAAAUAGAGAGUCGUGGAUCUCCUCCUCAUGGAGGUGGAGAAGUUGUUUUGACAAUUCCAGUUGUUCAAAAUCUGAACGCUGUCACCUGGACCGAUGUUGGAAUGGUCAAAAGGAUCAGAGGAGUUACUUUCUCAACCAGGGUGUCUUCCCAGUUUGAAAAUACGAUGAUACAUGCUGCUCGUGGAAUUUUUAAUAACUUUAUUCCCGAUGUUCACAUCUUUACUGAUCAUAAGGCAGGCACACAAGCUGGAAACUCACCUGGUUAUGGAAUUUCGCUUGUUGCGGAAACUAAUGCGGGUUGCUUCAUCUCAGCUGAUACUGCUAUUGCUUAUGCACGGGAAGAAGAAACAGGUGACAUUGAAGAUGAGAAGAAAGAGUUAAUGCCUCCUGAAGAUGUUGGUGAGCAAAUUGCUUCUAUUCUACUUGGGGAAAUCGAGCAAGGUGGUGUGGUAGAUUCAACACAUCAGGGAUUGUUAUUUCUUCUCUGUGCAUUAUGUCCGCAAGAUGUUUCAAAGGUUCGCUCCGCAAAGCUUUCACCAUAUGGAAUAGAAAUGCUCAGAAACAUAAGAGAUUUCCUUGGUGUUAAGUUUGUUAUAAAGCCAGAUCCAUUCACAGGGACUGUUAUACUUAAAUGUCUUGGUUGUGGAUUGAAGAACCUAAAUCGAAAGGUCUCAUGAUGACAGCUUGUUCAAGUUAUCGAUUAUUAUUAUAAGUUGAUGAUUCUCAAGUAUAUCGAUCGAACUGUUGUUAAACAGCAUUCAUUGAAUAGAUCAGUUUUGUUCAAACUUCACUAGGAAUGACUAGCCGAGACAUGUUCUGGUGUAAUUUAAUGGAAGCUAUGGGAACAAUCAUGGCAGUUUUGGUGUUUACUUUGAGAUGCAAGUUGAUUUUUUGUUUUGCCA
This is a messenger RNA of Carya illinoinensis, 1627 nucleotides long. Its product is annotated as probable RNA 3'-terminal phosphate cyclase-like protein. Gene Ontology annotation, biological process: ribosome biogenesis; endonucleolytic cleavage of tricistronic rRNA transcript (SSU-rRNA, 5.8S rRNA, LSU-rRNA). Gene Ontology annotation, cellular component: nucleolus. Bases 242 to 1402 code for a protein of 386 amino acids. The transcript is spliced from 7 exons. Gene Ontology annotation, molecular function: RNA endonuclease activity. The record is from RefSeq and is a predicted model, not a curated record. NCBI's taxonomy places the organism in Eukaryota, Viridiplantae, Streptophyta, Magnoliopsida, Fagales, Juglandaceae.